CAGAAAAGCGUGUAUGUGAGGAAGGAGUUUCCUGGCUGGACACGUGCGAAGGAUAAAACACACAUCCUAAAUGAAACAGUCUGACUUUUUAAUAUGGAGAAAAAACAAGUUUUAAAACGUUUAUACGUUGGAGGACUUGGCCAUACAGUUUCUGAGGCUGAACUGCAGGAAAGAUUCAGCAAGUUUGGAAAUGUUACAGAUGCGGAAAUUGUUAUCAGGAAAGAUGACCAGGGGAACCCUAUGAAAACUUUUGCUUAUAUCAACAUUAGCAUUUCUGAAGCAGAUCUUAAAAGAUGUAUGUCCAUUUUAAAUAAAGCAAGGUGGAAAGGUGGAACGCUACAAAUUGAAUUGGCCAAAGAAAGCUUUUUGCACAGAUUGGCACAGGAGAGACAAGAAGCAAGGUUGAAGAAGGAAAAGCCACAUACGGAUGGCAAGGGAAAUCUGUUGGAAUCACUGAAUAAUGCUGGAGUUGUGAAUUUUCAUAUGAAAGCAGUGCCAGGAACAGAAGUACCGGAUCAUAAGGAUUGGGUCGUUAGUAAAUUUGGCAGAGUUUUACCCAUCCUUCACCUUAAGGGUCGACACAAAAGCAAAAUAAUGAAAUAUGAUCCGUCAAAAUAUUGCCACAACCUUAGAAAGCUGGAGCAAGACUUGACUGACACAGUUCCCAUAUCCAAGCUCACUUGGCAGUUGGAAGGUGGAGAUGACAGCAUGAGCAAGAAACGACGAGGAGAGUUCCCUGAAACGAAAAAAACACCUAAAAAAAUGAGGAUACAGAGUAGUGAAGAUUUAAAUAAAACACCAGGUUGCCACUUGCAAUCAAAAAAAGCAAACUUAACACAAACAAAAUUAGUCCAAAUGUCAAACUCCAAAUCAACUGGUCUGUCUAAAUUACUUCAGACUCCUAGUGUUAAUAGUAUUGACAUGAAAGGGAAAGACUUAUUUCUGGAUAAGAACCUGGCAUCUGGUGUUAAGCCUAACAGGAAUACAAACAGCAUUUCAGACACUGAUAUUGAUUCUGAAGAAGAAAUCAAGGCAAUGAUGGAGAAAGAAAAGGAAAUACAGAAAGCUAAAACAAAUGUUGAAUCUGAAAGUGAUCAUUUGGAAGUUGUGGGGGAUAAUUUUGAGCUAAAAUACAACACUCACUGGUCUUUAACCAAUCCAAAUAUUAUGAAGAAACUGAGUAAGGGAGGUAACAGACAAGGAAAGACUAUUGAAAAUGACACGGAUUAUGAUUCAGCAGAUACAGAUGAAAUUAUUGCUGUGACUAAAACUCCAGAUAAAAACAGUGUGAAAACUAAAAUUCUAAAAGAUUCUGAGGUUGUGAAAAUGCAAAGGAAGGAUAAUGUUAGGAAUGAAACUUUCAAAAACAACAAAAGCUUUGAUUCUGCAAAUGGUUCCUUUGUGUUGUCACCAGAUAAGUUAAGAGAAAAAAAUAACAAAAAAGCAGUGCAUAACAAAACAGCAAAACCCCGGGCGUCUGAACUACAGGACAACAGAGUUGACAGCAAGUCUGGGUCUACUAGUUUUGAUUCAGAGCCUGAAGCAAGUGAAUCUGAAGCUGAUUCUAAUUAUGAAGACAUGAUGCAAAACUGUUACCGCCUAGAUCUUACGUUACCUGAGUUAGAAGCAUUAGCCACUGCAAGUAUUGAAUCUUCACAAGGAGAUAUAGAAGCUAAGCAGAGGGAUAGUCAGUGCAAAAUUGAAGGUAAUAUUAGUAACACCAAGUAUAGUAAAAAGACUUAUGAAAUUGCCUCUACAACUAAAACAUCUAUUAAUCCUGAAGAUAUAGUUGCUGCCAUUUUAGAGGGAGAGGAGAGUGCUGAUGAUGAGAAGCCAAUGGAAAAUACCUCCAGUUUGAAAUUUCAGCCUUUCAGAGGAAUAGGAUCAUUAUAUGAAAAUGAGAAUUUUGAGGAGAUGAGCAAGGAAGGUUCUUGCAGCUGUAAAAGGAAAUAUAACCAGAAUUCCUCAAGCCUUGUUGAUUUGAAAAAGAAAUCUUUAGAAGAGGUUUCAAAACCAAACUGUUCUUGUUAUGAGAAACACUCAGCUCCCAGACAGUCUGGUUGUUCCCUAUUAUGUUCACUUGAAGACAGAAGUGUGAAAAAGAAGCAAAAUACUCUCAGCAACCAACUCAAGAAGGUGUCAGAUUCCCAAUACGCAGAAGGUGGAAGUGAAAAGCCUAUUUGGAAACCACCUUCAUUACGAGAGAAUAACUACUUGAAUUCUCAUGCAGAAGAUCAAACAGAAAACAGAGGAGACCAUGAGGACUGCACCACAACUAGUAUGAGUGGAAGUGAGGAGGAAAGCACUGACACAGAUAGUGUUUUAUCUGUUGCACAGAAACACAUUAAAUGUGAAUUGGAAAGCCCAGAAUCUCUUCCUGAGAAACCAAAGAAGGAUGCAAACAGUAAAGGUUCAGCCUCUAAAUUUCAGAAAAGUGAGAACCAUAAGAAAAGUCUUCACAAAAGUAAAGAAGAGUUUUGCAUUCCUACUGCUAUCUCAAGUGAGCCAGAUGAAAAGGAGAAACAACUGCAGGAUAAUCAGAAGAGGCUGGCAGCUCUACAAGAGAGACAGAAAGAGAGAGAAUUACAGAAGAAACUUAUUCAAGGGGCUCUUCUGAACCUGGAAAGCCAGUCAGCAAGCAAACAUAAGCACAUUGUAUUUGAUUCAGAUGGAGAAAGUGAAGCUGAAGUAGAAGAGAAGUCUCAGGAAGAAGCGACUAUAGGAAAUCUGCCUGGAAAAGAAUUUACUAGUAAAAUUUCUGGGAAGUUGUUUGAGAGCAGUGACGAUGAGCAAGAUGCUGCAGGUGAAGAUGACAGAUUCCAAAUCAAACCCCAGUUUGAAGGCAAAGCUGGUGAGAAGCUCAUGCAUUUACAAUCACGCUUUGGCACAGAUGAAAGAUUUCGUAUGGAUGCUCGGUUCCUUGAAAGUGGCAGUGAAGAGGAAGAAGAGGCAAAGAAAAUGGAGACCGAUGAGGAAGGAGAACUUGCUGCUGAGAAAAAGAAAAACCUGGAGAUAUUGGGAAGUCUCUUGGAGAUCAACCUAGAACAUCCUAAAUCAAUCAAACUGGCAAGAAAUACCAAAAAAUUCAAAGAUAUUAAUACCUUACGCUAUGACCCCACAAGGCAAGACCAUGUAGUUUUUGAAAGGAAAACAGAUACUACAGAAAAAGAGAGUAAAGCUAAAAGAAAGAAGAAAAGGGAGGAGGCAGAGAAAUUGCCUGAAGUAUCUAAAGAAAUAUACUAUGAUGUUGCUGUGGAUUUAAAAGAGGUAUUUAGAUCAACAAAAUGUGCAGCUGAAAAAAGUGAAAUAAUACCCUGGGACAAACAUGAUGCUGUGGAAGAAUCAACUCUGGCUGACCAGCAUAUAUUAAGACUUAAUGUUGGGGGCAAUGUAGAAGAAAAAUCUAGUGGCUUCACGUUUUCCUUUUUUGGUGAUGAUGUGAACAAGUCAGCUGUGAAAGAAGAGCCCUACGUAAUUGAAACAAUAAGACCUGCAAGAGUAGCAUGGCAAGAGGAUCCUCGUUUCCAGGACAGCAGCUCAGAGGAAGAUGAUGAGCCAGAAGCCUCUGAAAGUGAAAAUUGCAAAGAAAUGUCUCAAUCUUUACCACAGAUGAAGACGAGUAGAUUUUUCUUCUUUUCCAAAGAUGAUGAAAGAUUAAGAGAUGGUCCUAAGCUAUUCUGCAGAUCAUCAAACCUCAAUGAAGAAAAAGAUAAUUGGGAAAAUAGACGUAGAUUGUUACUUGAGGAAUGCCGGAAGAAACAUAAGGAUGCAAGAAGAAAAGUUAAAGCAAAACAAUAAGUUUGACAGUGCUAGCCAGCAAUGUUUGUUGAUAAAUGUGUAUUGAAUUACAACAAAAUGAAAAUGUCUGGCUUCAGACUUGUGGUCUUUCAAAGCUUUAACAGGGAAAAAUAUUGCAGCUGAACUGAAAAUAAACUGUUAGAAACUUUUCAAGUUUUGAACAGCUGUUGAGAUAACAGGUCUGUAAAUGUGGCCAUUUUUAUCUGUACAGUUGCACUUUUAUUGUUAUGUGGGGAUAUCUGUUAAUUCAAAAUAUAUCUCUGUGUGUGUGUGUAGAUAUAUAUAUAUAUAUAUAUAUAUAUAUAUAUAUAUAUAUAUAUAUAUAUAUAUAAAAAAUCUCUUUUUUGAAAAUUGGUUCAAGUGUAAUGUUGCUGCUUUAUCGGAUACUCUUAAUGUUCAGUGAAAUGUAGUUUGUAUUUGGCUAUAUCUUUUAUGUUCUCUGGGUCCAGUCCUGCAAGAGGCUGAGAAUCUACAGCUGUGAUUGAAAUGGAUGGGAGUUAAAAGCAUUCAGCUCCUAACACAGAGGUGGUCAGCAACUUGUGGGAUUGGCAUUCUGAGUUUAGCAGGAUACAGAGCCUUUAAGAUUAUUUUUUUUGCUAACAUUCAAAAUAUUUACUGUAAAUACCAAAGUAAAAAAUUGUACAGGAAGUUCAUGAAAAUGUGUAAGUAACUGGAAAGGUUUAUAAAAUAUGUACGGACUUCUAAUCCUUUGCACAAAACCUGCCUUUCCAUUUUUAAAAUAAGUCUUACAGAUUAAUAAACC
This is a messenger RNA of Mauremys mutica (yellowpond turtle), 4561 nucleotides long. It is a transcript of the gene NOL8, whose product is annotated as nucleolar protein 8. Gene Ontology annotation, molecular function: RNA binding. The coding region runs from base 94 to 3798 and encodes 1234 amino acids. The record is from RefSeq and is a predicted model, not a curated record. The transcript has 17 exons. Lineage: Eukaryota; Metazoa; Chordata; Testudines; Geoemydidae.